Oppiella nova is the source of this 1399-nucleotide messenger RNA. The record is from the annotation of a GenBank genome assembly. NCBI's taxonomy places the organism in Eukaryota, Metazoa, Arthropoda, Arachnida, Sarcoptiformes, Oppiidae.
CUCGACACUAACUCCUUUGAUGACGACUCGUCCUCUAAGAAACAGAUGAAACGCAGAUCUCAGACCGUGACUGAAGGAUCCACUUCUAAACGCGGCCGAAGACCAUCUGAGGCAACUCCCAGAGGCCGGGGAGGAAGAGGACGCGGUGGCCGAGGAGGUAGAGGACGUGGCGGCAGAGGUCGCGGUCGGAAACGAGAAGAAUGGGAGAUGUCUUCCGAAGAGGAAGAAGAAGAAGAGGUAUCUCUCGAUGACUCAGAAGAGGAAGAGAAGGAGGAAGAAGUGGAGGAAAAUGAGUCGUCAAACACUUACGAAAACGUUGUUCAACCGACAGAACAAAGUGUGUUUCAAACACAACUCGACUACACAUUAGGUCUUCAACAACAAGAGUACGCUUUGGGGGCACCGGUCGAGGCAGUGGCCACUCCGAGAGGAGGUCGUGGUCGUGGACGGGGACGGGGCAGAGGACAGGCCACCAGCUCUGGCCGCGGACGUGGCGGAGGCGGUCGUCGUAAAAAAGAGGCCGAAGAAACCGUUUCGGACGACAACAGUGCCGUUGAGAGUGAGUUGUCCACCAAUACGCCAAACGCCGGUAUCAAUGCCCUAAGGAUUUGGUUGAGACAGUCAACCAGUUAUAUGAACACCAAAAACAUCCUUCUCUUGCAUCAGAACUAUUUGAGUGAAAUAUUCUGCAAAUUCGUGGAAGAGAUCUGUCAGGUUCACGGACAGGCAUACACUCCCGACUACAUCUAUAUGCUGUGUCUCGACCUUCAGAAACAUUUGGCUCAAAACAAUCGUUUGGAUAACAUAUUUAUGGACCCCUCGUACAAACAGUUCAUUCACGCAAUCCAUACGCGUUUAGUUGACUACAACCCGCAGCUCACGUGCAUCCAAGAGGAGCACCUCUGGGAGUGCGGACAACUGGGCGCCCACUCGCCAACAGUGCUCCUCAACACUGUCAUGUUUUUGUCGACCAAAUACUUCCAUAUGGUUCAGUUGGAAGAGCACACGUCCUUCUCAUUCAGUAAUCUUAGCAAACAGUGGGCCAUCGAUGGCACCCAAUGCCUGGUCUUUCAGUCGGGACGCGGACGCAAGAAGAGGACACUCACGCUCUACGAGAACGUCGAGAAUCAACUUCGAUGUCCUGUCAAACUCUUUGAGUUCUAUCUCUCCAAAUGUCCCGAGAAUGUCACUCAAAGACGUGACAUGUUUUACUUGUAUCCCAUCGAGGGCUGUGUUCCCGACAGUAUGACCUGGUAUUCAUCGAACCCUAUGACCAACGCUUCGGUGACUAAAAUGUUGAAAAGAAUUCUUGUGGUGCGAGAGAUAGUUGCCAUCAGUGGUACUGCCACUUACUGAUCAUUCAAUCAUUUAACACAAUAAUUGUGUCGUUCAUUAAUAC